Molecule: messenger RNA, 4359 nt
Organism: Eremomyces bilateralis CBS 781.70
Lineage: Eukaryota; Fungi; Ascomycota; Dothideomycetes; Eremomycetales; Eremomycetaceae
Product: ABC drug exporter AbcA
Exons: 6
Coding region: 1-4359 (1452 amino acids)
Biological process (GO): transmembrane transport
Cellular component (GO): membrane
Molecular function (GO): ABC-type transporter activity; ATP binding; ATP hydrolysis activity
Source: RefSeq, a predicted model, not a curated record
AUGGCCGCGCGAGAUGAACAUGUCCAGCAGCUCGCCCGCACUCUAACGCAGCAAUCCACCUUCACCACCACGGGCAAGAAUCCCUUCGCUCCGGAGGAUCACCCGGAGCUCGACCCCCAGUCUAGCCAGUUCAACCCACGGGCAUGGACAAAGGCGAUGAUGCGUGUGCGCUUGGAUGAUCCGGAGUCUUUCCAUCCCCGCACCGCAGGCGUCGCCUUCCGCAACCUCAACGUGCACGGCUUCGGCCAGGAGACGGAUUACCAGCGCAGCGUCGGGAACGUCAUUUUCGAGGCCGUCGGCAUGGUCCGUUCGCUCCUGCGCCACGGGAAACGCAAGAUCGAUAUCCUACGCGACUUCGAUGGCUUGGUGCGAAAGGGCGAGAUGCUGGUGGUCCUGGGCCCUCCCGGAUCUGGUUGUUCCACUCUGCUGAAGACCAUCUCCGGCGAAACGCACGGUAUCUACAUCGGAGAGGAUUCGUACCUGAACUACCAGGGCAUCAACGCCCAGCAGAUGCAGAAGAACUUCCGCGGCGAGGCCAUUUACACCGCCGAAGUCGACGUUCACUUCCCCAUGCUGAGCGUCGGAGAUACCCUGACAUUCGCGGCUCGCGCUCGUGCGCCUCGCAAAAUACCAGGGGGCGUCUCGCUUAGCCAGUACUCGCAACAUCUGAGAGACGUGAUCAUGGCGGUGUUCGGUAUCAGCCACACCGUAAACACGCGCGUUGGUAACGAUUUUAUUCGCGGCGUGUCAGGAGGUGAACGGAAGCGAGUGACCAUUGCGGAGGCUUCCCUGAGCGGUGCCCCGCUGCAAUGUUGGGAUAACAGCACCCGUGGCCUCGACAGUGCCAACGCCGUUGAAUUCUGCAAGACGCUACGCAUGAACUCCGACAUCUCCGACACCACUGCCUGUGUGGCCAUUUACCAGUCGCCCCAGAGCGCGUACGACACGUUCGACAAGGCCACCGUGCUCUACCGUGGCCGGCAGAUCUACUUCGGGCCGUGCAACGAAGCUCGGAAGUAUUUCGAAGAUAUGGGAUUCCAAUGCCCGGAUCGGCAAACCACCCCCGACUUCUUGACCUCCAUGACCAGUGCCGAGGAGCGUGUGGUGCAGCCCGGUUGGGAGGACCGUGUGCCACGCACGCCAGAUGAAUUCGCCGCGCGAUGGAAGGAGAGCGAGGAGCGCAAGCGAUUGUUGGCGGAGAUCGAUGAGUACGACAAAGAAAACCCGUUCGAUGCGGAAAACUUGGAGAACUUCAAAAAGUCCCGACGAACCCAGCAAGCAAAGGCUCAAUCCGUCAAGUCUCCGUAUACACUCUCGUAUACGCAGCAGGUGUUACUUUGCGUGUGGCGCGGGAUCCAGCGUCUGAAAGGAGAUCCUAGCGUCACCAUUUUCCAAAUCUUCUUUAACAGUGUCCUGGCCCUGGUCAUCGGAAGCGUGUUCUACAAUAUGAGUCCAAGCACCGACAGCUUCUUUCAACGUGGCGCCUUGCUUUUCUUCGCCGUGUUGAUGAACGCGUUCGGUAGCGCGCUCGAGAUCUUGGUCCUCUACGCUCAACGCCCGAUCGUGGAGAAGCACUCUCGCUACGCCUUCUAUCACCCGUCCGCCGAGGCCUUUGCAUCCAUGCUCUGCGAUAUCCCGUACAAAGUGUGCAAUUCGAUUUUCUUCAACCUGGCAAUGUAUUUCUUGGCGAAUCUGCGGCGCGAACCGGGACCCUUUUUCUUCCUUUGGUUCGUCUCGUUCAUCUUGACGUUGUCCAUGUCCAUGCUCUUCCGCACAAUCGCCUCCGUUUCCAGGACUCUUUCACAGGCGUUAGCGCCCGCUGCGAUCCUCAUCCUGGCCGUCAUCAUCUAUACCGGUUUCGCGAUCCCCAUCACGUACAUGCGAGGAUGGGCCCGGUGGAUCAACUACAUCAACCCCGUCGCGUAUGGGUUCGAAAGUUUGAUGAUCAACGAAUUCCACAAUCGCGACUUUCCGUGCACGCUGUACCUUCCCAUGGGCCCCGGGUAUGAAAACGUGUCGCUCACCGAGAAGGUCUGCUCCUCGAUCGGCUCGGUCCCAGGGCAAGAUUUUGUCAACGGCGACGUGUACAUCAACUCCGCGUUCCAAUACUAUCAUGCCAACAAGUGGAGAAACGUGGGCAUCCUGUGGGGCUUCAUCAUCGGUUUCAUGAUGUGCUACCUGGCCGCUACCGAAUUCAUCUCCUCCAAAAAGUCCAAAGGCGAAGUGCUUCUGUUCCCCCGCAAUCAUAUCCCCGCCACUGCAAAGCGUGCCGAGGAUGACCCCGAAGCCGGAAGCGAGCCCAACGCUGUCCUCGAACAGAGGCUGACCCAUGAUCCUGCGGAUGUCAUCCAACGACAGACUGCCGUGUUCCACUGGGAGGACAUUUGCUACGAUAUCAAGAUCAAGAACGAGGAGAGGCGCAUUCUCAACCACGUGGAUGGUUGGGUAAAGCCCGGGACGCUGACGGCCCUAAUGGGUGUCAGUGGCGCCGGUAAAACCACCCUUCUCGACGUUCUCGCCACGCGGACCACGAUGGGCGUGAUUUCCGGCGACGCCUUGGUCGACGGGCGCCAGCGUGACGCCUCCUUCCAGCGCAAGACGGGCUACGUACAGCAACAGGAUUUGCAUCUGCCGACGUCGACCGUUCGCGAGGCGCUGACCUUCUCGGCGCUCCUCCGUCAGCCGGCCAAGGUUCCGAGGGAGGAGAAACUCGCAUACGUCAACGAAGUCAUCAAGCUCCUCGACAUGCAGGAGUACGCCGACGCCGUCGUCGGCGUGCCCGGAGAGGGGUUGAACGUCGAGCAGCGCAAACGUCUGACCAUCGGCGUCGAGCUCGCCGCGAAACCCGAGCUGCUUCUCUUCCUCGACGAGCCGACUUCGGGUCUGGACUCGCAGACGUCGUGGGCAGUGUGCGAUCUAAUGGAAAAGUUGACCAACGCCGGCCAAGCCAUCCUGUGCACUAUCCAUCAACCCAGCGCCAUGUUGUUCCAGCGGUUCGAUCGCCUCCUCUUCCUCGCGUCCGGUGGCCGUCCCGUGUACUUCGGCGAGAUCGGGAAGAAUUCGGAGAAGCUGCUCAGCUAUUUCGAACGGAACGGUGCGUCGCCGUGCCCUCCCGAUGCGAAUCCAGCCGAGUACAUGCUGGCAGUCACCGGCGCGGCGCCGGGUACCACUACGGACAUCGACUGGCCCGAGACGUGGCGCAGUUCCCCAGAAUACGACGAGGUCAAGGACGAGCUCGCGUCUCUGCGUGGUCUCCGGAGAACGAGCACGGCCGUAGCCAAGGCCACGGACGAGACAUUUUAUCACGAGUUCGCGGCGCCUUUCGGGGAACAAUUCCGGCAGGUGCUGAGGCGCGUGUUCGAGCAGUACUGGCGCACGCCAUCGUACAUCUACUCCAAGCUCGGCCUGUGUCUCACGUCCGCCCUCUUCAUCGGGUUCUCCUUCUUCCGCGCCGACAACACGCAACAAGGGCUGCAGAACCAGAUGUUCGCCAUCUUCAUGCUCAUGAACCUCCUCCCCCAGCUCACGCAACAAAUCAUGCCCCACUUCGUCACCCAGCGUGCCCUGUAUGAAUCGCGCGAACGACCGUCCAAAGCGUACAGUUGGAAAGCAUUCAUGCUGGCCAACAUCCUCGUGGAAAUCCCGUGGAACACCCUCAUGGCCGGCAUUAUCUUCGUUUCCUGGUACUAUCCGAUCGGAAUGUACCGCAAUGCCCAGUACGCCGAUCAAACGGACGAGCGGGGUGCGAUGAUGUUCCUGUACAUCUGGAUAUUCCUCCUAUUCGCCAGUACGUUUGCGGACCUGAUCAUCGCCGGCAUCGAAGACGCCGAGGCAGGUGCCGGUCUUGCCAAUCUGCUAUUCUCUCUCUGCCUGAUCUUCUGCGGUGUCCUCGCCUCCCCGGCUCAACUCCCGCGGUUCUGGAUCUUCAUGUAUCGGGUGUCUCCGUUCACGUACCUUAUCGACGGCUUGCUAUCCGUCGGCGUCGCCAACACGUUCGUGACGUGCGCCGAGAACGAGUUACUUCACUUCGAUCCUCCGUCCGGGCAGACGUGCGAGGAAUACCUCGACCUGUUCAAGAAGGCCAACGGCGGUAACAUCCUCAACCCGGGGGCGACCGCCGACUGCAGCUUCUGCGCGAUCGACAGCACCAACACGUUCCUGACGGGGGUGAGUAGCAGCUACGACCACCGGUGGCGCAACUUCGGGAUCCUAUGGGUGUACAUCAUCGUCAACGUCGCGGGCGCCCUCGGCUUGUACUGGCUCGCCCGCGUACCGAAGAAGGCGAAAACGAGAAUCGGUUCUACACCAUGUUUCUUAAUGUCAACACGGGGGUACGGAAUGUCCAUUUCACAUUCGUGA